Fonsecaea erecta is the source of this 2394-nucleotide messenger RNA. RefSeq lists its product as hypothetical. Lineage: Eukaryota; Fungi; Ascomycota; Eurotiomycetes; Chaetothyriales; Herpotrichiellaceae. The transcript has 2 exons. The record is from RefSeq and is a predicted model, not a curated record. Gene Ontology annotation, molecular function: FMN binding; catalytic activity; 4 iron, 4 sulfur cluster binding. The coding region runs from base 1 to 2394 and encodes 797 amino acids. Gene Ontology annotation, biological process: wybutosine biosynthetic process.
AUGGAUCUCGGUGAAGCUGGAGCGACGCCAGUCAUCCUGGCCGACUGGCUGGAUCGCCUGUUGACUUGCUGGCACGAGAACCGUGUUGUUCUGUCAACUCUUCUUGGGCUCUGCGUUUUCGCGGUCAUCGUGCGACGCAGGCAUGCCCGCAAGAUUGCACAGCGCGACUCUCUGACCCUGCAGAAGGCAGAGUGGCCCGCACAGAAUGACGAUACCCAUGUCCAGGUGGCAAAGGAUGAAAGGGUUGAUGUUUCUUCACGGGACAGCUCUUCGCUCACAUCUGGCCAGGCUCGAAAACCUCGAACUGCAGCGGCUGCAGCCCGCGUUGUGACUGGCCGCAAGCCGGCAGGUUCGAGAGGAGGACAGGCGGUCCUGCAGAGACGACGAGAGUCUUCUCAGAUACAGCCACUGAUCUUCUUCUCGUCCUUGACUGGAACUACUGAACGGCUUUCGAAGCAGGUUGCGACAGAUCUCGAGGAAGUCUCUCUCGCUCAGCCCGCGAUUCUUAGGCCUCAAGUAUACGAUCUCUCAUAUGUUGAUCUCGACGACUACUUCAUUUCAGGACCAAAGACACCCGCGCCGAGUGCAGACGUCUCAUACUUUUACCUUCUUUUAAUACCUUCCUACGAUAUCGACACCAUCCUAAACACCUUCCUCGCGCAUCUAGACGAGACGCACAAUGACUUCCGCAUCGACACGGCACCGUUAUCUACAUUGGCAGGCUACACCAUAUUUGGUAUCGGUGACAAAGAAGGCUGGCCCUCUGAAGAGAAAGGAUUCUGCUCGCAAGCGGUAGAGGUCGACAAGUGGAUGGCCAAAUUGACUGGCAGGAAGAGGGCCUACCCAUUGGGACUUGGAGACGUGAAGAGCAAUGUCGAUAAGUCGCUGAAGGACUGGACGGGUGGCGUGUGCGGCGUUCUCAUGGAGGUGAGCAAGACAGGUGCGCUCGGUGAAGGAGUUCCUGGAAGCGGGGAACCUGUGGAAAGCGGUGACGAGGACGAGCCAGAACAAGGGGAUGAUGAAGAGGUUGAAUUCCCUGACUCUGGUCGCAACAAGAGACGGAAGCUUGCAAACACCACAGACCUCGAGGAUGUGGGUGGUAAGGCUAGCUCCUAUGCCGCUCCAUUGGCCGUUGACUUCACCACCUACAGCUCUCCGCCAUCGGCACCGGGGACGCUGAAGGCCAUGGUUCCCAAAGAAUCUCCGACUCACGCAGCUCUGACCAAGCAGGGGUACACCAUCGUGGGCACCCAUUCGGGGGUGAAAAUCUGCCGUUGGACCAAGUCCGCCCUUCGUGGCCGCGGAUCCUGCUACAAGAAUUCCUUCUACGGGAUUGCCUCCCAUCUGUGCAUGGAAACCACCCCGUCGCUGUCAUGCAGCAACAAAUGCGUCUUUUGCUGGAGGCACGGCACCAACCCGGUGUCGACGACCUGGCGCUGGCAGGUAGAUGACCCCCAGCUGAUCUUCGAGGGAGCGAAAGAAGGCCAUUACAAGAAAAUCAAAAUGAUGCGCGGCGUCCCCGGCGUCCGGGCCGAAAGGUUCGAAGAGGCGAUGCGCAUUCGACAUUGUGCUUUGAGCUUGGUGGGCGAGCCGAUCUUCUACCCACGCAUCAAUGAGUUCGUGGGACUCCUGCAUGGCGAGAAGAUAUCGAGUUUCCUCGUCUGCAACGCUCAGCAUCCGCAGCAGCUGCGUGACCUGCGCCGUGUCACGCAACUCUACGUUAGCAUCGACGCCAGCAAUAAAGACAGUCUGCGCAAGAUCGACCGACCUCUGCACCGGGAUUUUUGGGAACGGUUCAAUUCGUGCCUGGACAUUUUACGGGAGAAGCGUUUCGUACAACGCACCGUUUUCCGUCUGACACUGGUCAAGGGAUUCAACAUUGACGACGAGGUCGAAGGGUAUGCCCAUCUUGUGGCGAAGGGGCUACCCUGCUUCGUCGAGAUAAAGGGCGUCACAUACUGCGGUACCAGCUCUUCCGCCGGCGCCGGUCUGACGAUGCAGAACGUGCCAUUUUACGAGGAAGUGGUCGCGUUCGUCGAAGCCCUCGACCAAGCCCUCGCGAAGAGAGGUCUCGAGUACGGCAUCGCCGCCGAGCACGCACACAGCUGCUGCGUGCUGAUCGCGAGCAAGCGCUUCCUCAUCGACCAGAAGUGGCACACGCUCAUCGACUACGCCAAGUUUUUUGAUCUGCUGGAAAGCGGCAGGGACUUUGCGCCCGAGGACUAUUGCCGCGCCACGCCCGAGUGGGCGCUCUGGGGCAAUGGCGGGUUCGACCCCCGAGACGAGAGGGUGGAUAGGAAGGGGAGACCAAAGGACAAAAAGCCCGGGGACGACGUUGGUGCGGAUAAGAACGGAGCAAGAACAGGGGAGGCGAAAGUCGAGCUGGAGUUUUGA